Molecule: messenger RNA, 2944 nt
Organism: Symbiodinium sp. CCMP2592
Lineage: Eukaryota; Dinophyceae; Suessiales; Symbiodiniaceae
Source: the annotation of a GenBank genome assembly
AUGACCUCUGCCCCCUCUUCCUUCGACGACCCCGCUGCGCUUGUCGCUCUGCUCAAGCAGUGGCACGCUCCUGAUGAGCUGCUGGAAGCGCUGACACUUAAAGGUUUCAAGUCCCUGGCCAGCAUCGCGUAUGCCAUCCCGCAGGAUGGGUCCCCCGAUGACUUUGUCCGGAAACUCUGGCCGCCGGCGGCUGGAUCUUCCGAAGCCAUUGUCUCUCCUGCUGCUGCUUUUGCACGUCGCCUGGUCGUACAAACCCAAGCGGUUGCUCACCCUCCUGCACCCCCGGCACCCAUCCCUGGAACCAGCCUUCCUUCGGCUCCUGCGGCCAAAAUCUCUGCCGCCGCAGCUGAGACCAUGCGAGAAAAGUUCAUCACCGAUUACCCGGGGGAACUCUUGUCCCCGGCUAAUACUCCCAGCGUCGAAUUUCUGAACCGUCUCCGGUCCGAACUUGAUGCCCCAACGUCGCUCUGGAUUCCGUGGCGCUUGAGGACAUCUGAGUCGGAUCUGCAGCAUUUCUACGAAUCCCGCCGGCCCCGUUCGGAUGCACAGUUGUUGCGGGGCUUGCUUGAGGGUGUCCCGGACCCUGUGGUGGCCCAAUCCUCCGCUCCCACCUCCGGCCCGGUCGAACCUACGUUACGCCGCCAUCUGGGAUUGUUGGUUACAGCUUUUGCCUUCCUGGGUGACCUUCACCUCCGUGCCGGGAAAAUGCUUCUUGAAGCAUUUGUGGCCGCUGCCGUGGAGCAGCCUAUCGACACUACCCUCCGCCCUCCCUCUAUGCAGGAGGUCAUUGCUGCCGAACGCACCGUGUGGUCGAACGUUGCCACCCUGAUGCGCGAUGAGAAGUGGAGCCUCCCGGACUCGGUCACCGAGAUUACUGUCACGCGGCAUAUGCUCCCGAACAUUCUCGUGGCCCGGCCGCGCAGCAUCCCGGCCACCGGGAAGAAGCCCAUUUCCGAACUAUGGGACGAUUCUUGGCACUCCGUGGAUGAGUCCGGAAAAGAGAUAUGGGGCCCGCCGGCGGUGCGCACACCCGCACACCCUUCUGGUAUUCCCCGGCCUUCCCCACGCCAACAAGCCGAGCUGGAUGCCUCAGACCGGUUGCACACAUUCACCCGGGAGUUGCUCACGCUCGUCAUGUUGGCUGGAGGUAUUGCCAUCUUAGAGAACCCGGCCUCCAGCUUACUCUGGCUUGUCCCGGGCUGCCGAUCCUGGAUCCGCCACCACUGCAUGCAUUCGGUUGAAGUUGCCGCUUGCAGCCACGCCUUGGACUACCGCAAAAGCUGGCUUUUUGUGUCCAACCUUUCGGAUUUGAGCUCUCUCGCGUCUGUGUGCCAACAUCCUCCCGGCUCUCAUGUGACUACUUCCGGACGCCGGACCGCCUCCGGUGCUUUCCUCACACGGGAUACCGCCUGUUAUCCCUCGUCACUGUGCUCUGCGCUUGCUGACCUUUUCAAGCCGUUGCUCUCGUCACACACCGGCGAGAUUCCUUUUCGUUCCUGGCAUUCGCUUCUUCCUGCCACACUUUUCUGGCCCAUUCCGGCGAAUCGUGUGGAAGAUGGUGCCGGCACUUGUUCAUCUGCCUCUUGGUCUGUUCCCAGCGGUGCUGAUUGCUUCGGCUCCCUCCGGAAAGCCUGGUGUGCCCGCAUUCUUUCAGGGGACUUCCUGUCCCAGUUCCAGGCCAAGUUGUCCUCCGGAUCCAAGGCCCCUCCGCUGUCGGACCCAGAAUUGGCCCCGUUCCUGGAGGACCUUCGAUCCUUCCUUCGGCUGUCCGCCUCGGACUUUGACAUGCUUUUGUCCAUCCCGCCGGGACAACCUUUCCGCCUCUUUCUGUUGGAAGCGCUGUUGUCUGUCUUCAAGGAUCCCGACACCUCCUUUGUGGACUUGCUCACUGAGGGUGUCCCCCUGGGCGUUGAUUCCGAGAUGCCUUCCUGUCCGACCCUAUUUCCCCCGGCCGGACAGUCCGCUCCCAGUAUGGACUUGACACAUUGUUCCUCCUCUUGGGGCUCCGCUUUGUCGGAUCAAGCAUCCGUGGAUAGCCUUCUCUCCGAAGAGAUUUCAGAAGGGUGGGUGCGCGAAGUUCCCGGUGGACUGGACGAGCUUACAGCCCGUUACCAGCAGACUGCUGUUGGGAAGCUGGGCUUGGUCAAAUCCCCCGGCCGGCCGGAUCGACUGGUCGUCGAUAGCAGUGUUUCCGGUGUGACCGAACACACCUCACUUCCCAACAAGUCCGCAAAUCCGUCCAUCUCCGGUCUUCGCCAGUGCCUUCCGCCGGAGCACGCCAUAGAAUGGCUCAUCGCGUUGAUUUUGGACGUCAGCAAAGCCCACCGCCGGAUCAAAAUCCGUGACUCCGACCGUGGCCUUUUGUGCUUCUUUCACCGGAACCGGCUGUACCAAUGCUUAACGCUUAACUUUGGCGCACGCGCCUCUGGCUUCUACUGGUCCCGGAUGGCCGGCUUGCUGACCCGUCCACUUCACCGCCUGGUCUUUGUCAAGCAUUGCCUGCUGAUAUAUGUUGACGAUUUGAUUGCUCUGCUAUCCGGCCCGUCCGGCCCGGUGUGGGCAGCAUUGAUGUGCAUCAUGUUGCUCAUUCUCCGUGUUCCGAUGAGCUGGCACAAGGCCUACUUGGGACCCCGGCCGACGUGGAUUGGCUGGUCUAUCUGCCUCCACUCCCUUUCUGCCACCAUGGAAGCUCCUAAGCUUGACCGGCUACGGGACCUCCUGGCCAAAAUCCGGGGGUCAGAUUCUGUCCCGCUGCAUCUCCUCCGCAAGCUCACCGGCAAGCUACUGUGGGUCUGCUCCCUGUUUCGGCCUUUUCGCCCCAGUUUGGCUCCCCUGUACUCCGACCAGGGCAAGCCCCCUGUCGUCCAUGUUGCUCUGAGUCCGGAGAAAUGGGCUUCCUUCCGCUCCAAGCUUGACUCACACCUUGUUCUGCAGUCUGACGUGG